Messenger RNA from Aspergillus welwitschiae, 1415 nucleotides. RefSeq names its product endo 1,5-alpha-arabinase. Gene Ontology annotation, molecular function: arabinan endo-1,5-alpha-L-arabinosidase activity. The transcript has 4 exons. Bases 174 to 1289 code for a protein of 371 amino acids. Lineage: Eukaryota; Fungi; Ascomycota; Eurotiomycetes; Eurotiales; Aspergillaceae. Gene Ontology annotation, biological process: carbohydrate metabolic process. The record is from RefSeq and is a predicted model, not a curated record.
UGGAUCCUUGUCACUGAUAUAUCCCGAUCAGAUCCCCUCUUGCUGGACGCUGGCCCAUCGUUUCAGUCAUUCAUGUCAGUUCUGCUAUACUAGCACUACUCUUUCCCGUGAACUUUUGAGGACUAUUCUCCUCGCGCCACUCCUUUUCUGCAGAUAUUUUGAUUUCAGCAUCCAUGAAGAGCAUCACAAUGCUGCCUUCCCUGCUUUCCGUUUUAUUCUUCCUGCUCUAUGCAGUGAACGCUGUUCCACUGGCGCCCCGGGCGAGUGCACUCGCCGGGAUCGACACCAAGUCCUUCUCUAAGACCAAAGAUUAUCCCCUUCCCAACCUGGGCAACAUCGUUGCUCAUGACCCUAAUGUCAUUCAGCAUGAUGGCUAUUUCUACUUGUACAAAGGUGGUGUGCACAUUCCGAUUCACAGAGCCCGCUCCCUCAGUGGGCCUUGGGAACAGGUCGGGACCGUCCUGGACGACUCCAGCGUGAUUCCAAAACAGAACCGCUCUCGUCCUUGGGCCCCUACGACCAUUCAGCACGACAACCGCUUCUACUGCUUCUACGCGAUCAGCGAGAACGGCAGCCGCGACAGCGCCAUUGGAGUCGCCUCUUCGGAUACUCCCGUCGGUGGAAACUGGACGGACCAUGGCGCUGUCGUCAACACCGGCAAGGGAGACCUGUCGGACAUCUAUCCUUACUCGGUAUCCAAUGCGAUUGACGGCGCAUUCAUCACCGAUCAAGAGACCGGACAGUCUCACCUGCUUUACGGAAGCUAUUGGCAUGGCAUUUUCUCGGUGCCAUUGGCCGAUGAUCUCCUUUCCGUCAAAACCCCGAAGACCCCGAACGCGACCAACCUGGCCUACAUCCCCGAUGCCAAGUCCAAGCCUAUCGAGGGCUCUUUCAUGACUUACAAGGCGCCUUACUACUACCUGUGGUUCAGUCACGGCAAAUGUUGUCACUUUGAUAUUCACGCUUUUCCGCCCAUGGGAGACGAGUACAACAUCCGGGUCGGCAGAUCUAAGAGUGCGACAGGUCCUUUCGUGGACAAGGAUGGCCAUGAUACCCUCAAGGGAGGCGGUACCAUCGUCUACGGCUCCAACCAUGGAAUUGUCUAUGCCCCGGGUGGUGUGGGCGUGUUGAUCAACAACGGCAGCGAAGCCGAUGUCUUAUAUUACCAUUAUCUCAACACUACAUCUGGUUUCGCACAGGGCGACGCGCACUUGGGAUGGAACUAUCUGCACUAUGUAAAUGGAUGGCCAGUGGCUGUCGAGGGGUAUGUUAAUGCCAGCGGCAAAUAACGCUCAGGCACUAAAGGUGGAAACUUCAGUAAAUCUAGCAUAAACGCUACAUCAAACGAAAGCAGUGGUCGGAUUCUUCAACCGAACCACUCGCUCAAUUCAUUAGCGCUUCUGUGUAUGUGCUGU